CUGGCAGUAAAUAUCUGAUUUACUAGGCCUCAAUUUGUACAAUUUUUGUCUGUGGUUUUGGCCCAAAAUAUAGUAAGAAAAUGCCUCGUCAACGUUCAGAUAAGUCCAGCGGAUCGGCUCGUCACCAGAGCUCCAGGAGCAACACCAGCUGCACGAUUCCCGUUCCCAAGUCGCGUGCCAGCAACAGCCAACUGCCAGCGGUGAACCAGCCACCCAAACAGCAGUCGACACCAGCUCCUGCAACUAAAGCUGCUGCCACAGCGCCAGCGGCAGAGGUAGCCCCCAAGGAAAGUGGCAAAGGAAGCCUGUUCAAGGACAUGGCCGCCACUGCAGCGGGCGUGGCAGCCGGAUCAGCUGUGGGACAUGUCGUGGGCGCUGGCAUUACUAGUUUGUUCGGCGGUGGCGGCGGGAAUUCUGUCCCAGCUAUCCAGCCGGCAGAGCAGGCGGCGCCACCGGUGGCAGUGCAGGCGCAGCGUACCAGCGAACUCGUGGAUGAUGCUCCUUGUGCCUACGAGCUGCGACAGUUCCUCAAGUGCACCGAGGAGAACAGUGACCUGACCGCCUGCCAAGGUUUCAACGAGGCCAUGAAGGAGUGCCGCCGGCGCUACAAUAUUUAGGGGCAAACCUUAGCAAAAGCAGAUUCAAGACAGAAAUAGCCAUAUGCCAUAGACCAUUACUUUUGAGUUAAUAACAUUAGAAAAUAGUUUCCAAAUGCCGAAUAUACUUUUUGAGUAAUAAGUUU
Drosophila subobscura is the source of this 742-nucleotide messenger RNA. RefSeq names its product coiled-coil-helix-coiled-coil-helix domain-containing protein 10, mitochondrial-like. Gene Ontology annotation, biological process: mitochondrion organization. The transcript has a single exon. NCBI's taxonomy places the organism in Eukaryota, Metazoa, Arthropoda, Insecta, Diptera, Drosophilidae. Gene Ontology annotation, cellular component: nucleus; mitochondrion. The coding region runs from base 81 to 617 and encodes 178 amino acids. The record is from RefSeq and is a predicted model, not a curated record.